This is a messenger RNA of Choloepus didactylus (southern two-toed sloth), 1993 nucleotides long. RefSeq names its product formin-like protein 5. NCBI's taxonomy places the organism in Eukaryota, Metazoa, Chordata, Mammalia, Pilosa, Megalonychidae. The record is from RefSeq and is a predicted model, not a curated record. The coding region runs from base 1 to 1413 and encodes 470 amino acids. The transcript has 3 exons.
AUGGAGGAGCUGCACCAGCCGGGGGUGCAGCGCCCGGGGUCUGCAGAACCGCGCGACCCUCACUCCUGCAGGGCGCCCCUUCCGGCUCCAGCGGCGUCUUCUCCCGGCCACAGCCCGCUCGGUGCUCGGCGGCGUUUCCGCGUCUGCUCGGUCACGGGUCCCGCCUCUCCAGUCCCCACGCCGCCUCCACUCGGCUGUGCUCUCUCGCGCCGCCGCCGCAGUCUCUCCUUCGGGGCUCGGCUCCCUCCGCCAUUCCCCGUCGCUUUCGUCAUUGCUCGGCACUCUCCGCCAUUCCCCGUCGCUUUCGUCAUUGCUCGGCAAUCUCCGCCAUUCCCCGUCGCUUUCGUCAUUGCUCGGCAAUCUCCGCCAUUCCCCGUCUCUUUCGUCAUUGCUCGGCAAUCUCCGCCAUCUCCCCCGCUUUUCGUCAUUGUCCCACUACAUUCAAGUCUCCGACUCUCUCUAGCACUUCUCGUUCUUUGUCAUUCUCCGAGCAGCUCAGGCUCUCCUAGACGGAUUCCUGUCAGUCCGCCAUUCUCCGUCAUCAGCUUCGGCUCUUUCCGUUGCUCCGUUACUCUUCGUUUAUCUCCGUCAUUUUCCGUCAUUCUCCGAUUGGUCUCAGCCCUCUUCGUCUCCUUCCGUCACUUUCCUCUUGGUCAACCUCCGACGAUUUCCGUCCCGCCUCGUCACUUUCCGUCAGUCCUCGCCACUUGCCGUCCAUUUCCGCCACCCUCCGGCUGGGCUCGGCUCUUCUCCGCCAGGUGUCGUCGAUCUUCGUCACUGUCACUGUCACGACUCAGACCCGAGGCCCGACGGCGAAGGGGCGCAGCUCGGGGACCCGCUCCCGCCCCGCCGCCCCCUCCCGGCUCAGAGCCCCCCCAGCCGCCCCGCCCCGGGUGCCCCCCUCGGCCGCCCCCGCAGCCCCUCCCGAGGCCGCGUCUCCCCCGCGGGGUGACUGGGAAGGGAUCUGCCGGCGCGGGAAAGAGGGCAGAGAAGGGUGAAGUCAUCAGGGCUGCGGGAGGCCGCGUGGGGCCCGGGGGGCGCUUCGGCUUCUGUGGAAACGGCCGGAGAACGGGAGUCCAGGGGGCGGCUGAGGAGAAACGUUCCCCGGAGAGGCGGCUCCGAGGGCGUCGCCGGGGGCCGAGCGCGGCUGCCGCUUCCGGGGCGCACACGGGGCGAAGGGCGGCGCGGAGCGGAGGCCUCGCGGGCCCGGGGCGGCGACCCCCGGGGGAGGGAGAGGGGCGCGCUCGGCACCCCCACAUCCAAGGGAGGAGCGCAGUUGGCGGGUGGGUCAUGGGGGAGACCCCGACCCCGCCUCUCAGCGCCCAGCCCCGGCCCCUCCCCCUCCCCUCCCCCACCCCAAGCCCCGAGCUUCUGGGCUUGUGUUUGGACUUAUGUCACCUUAUGAAUGUUUAAAAUACUUAUUUAUUAACCAAGAAGAGAUUAUGAAAUGCAUAACAGCUUACUGUUUGGGAUUUUAUUUACUGACAUUUUCAAUAUUCAGUUUUGUGCCCAGAAAUUAUAUUUCUUGUCAUUUAUGACUUUGUGAUUUUAUUAGUUUGGCCUCCUUUAAAAAGCUUAAGAAAUUUCCCACAGGAUAUUUUCAAGAGUGAUGCCUUUAUUCUGGAUGUGAAAUAUUUAUUCUCCUUAACUCCGUUCCAAAAUGGUGAUCCUAAUAUAUGUUAAUUAAAUAGGCAUUGAAAUGUACAUCUAAAACCUAGUGUCAUCAUCUCUGAUAAUCGGUGCUAUAUAAUUGUUACACCACUUCCUGUGGAGAACCAAGCUUUUCAUGUCACUUAGACCAUGUCCGGGGUGGUGGCCUGGAACGCUGGGCCACAAGCCUGCAUGGAACGCCGUGUAGGCACGCCUUGUAAAGAUGUGUCUUGUGACUAUGACAGCAGCGUUAACCACUGACCCCAGAUUGUUCCUUCUUAUCUGCAGCAGGAUGUAAAGAUUAAUAUCUGAGAGACCCUAAAUGCUUUUGAUCACGUAGCGU